This is a messenger RNA of Phaeodactylum tricornutum CCAP 1055/1, 1369 nucleotides long. RefSeq lists its product with no specific name. The coding region runs from base 275 to 1369 and encodes 364 amino acids. Gene Ontology annotation, molecular function: chloride channel activity. The transcript has a single exon. The record is from RefSeq and is a predicted model, not a curated record. Lineage: Eukaryota; Bacillariophyta; Bacillariophyceae; Surirellales; Neidiaceae.
CAAACCGGAAGACGUCUUCUAGAGUUCGAUUCCCCGAUCACCAUUGUGACGAUGAUAGACUAUCUCGCAGUGAAUCCAUACAUACACACACACACACACACAAACGCAGGUACAGACAGACCUUGAAAGUCGUUGACCGGAAGCGGCACCAAGACGACCUUACCUUAGUAGCAAUUUGUCGCCGCAUUCCGUCGAGUCUUCCUUUGCGGUUGCCUCCACCGAGCCGACACCUGCGGAGAAUUCCUUGACGCCAUUGUCUUCCUCGUACAUCCCAAUGAUGACGGCACCUUUGCAGGGUGAGGACGUCGACCUGGAACGCUACAAGGAUUUCCCCUUUCUGCAAUCCAUGCUCCGAUUCGAGUCGCUGCGCAACGCUGCGCUUGAUGAGGAAGGCAAAUAUCAAAUGAACGCGCCCCUUAGUAGUGAUGGAUGGGGACCUUCCUUAUUCAUCAUCCAAGCCCGUGCACUCGAUUGGAUCAUGAAACCUUGGUGUGCCGUCGUUCUACACGCCGUCAUCUACACCACCAUACAGGAACUCUUCUUUCAAGACCUGCUCGACGGAGAGGAAGCCCGCGAUUACGACUCGUGGGAACUCUUUUUUGGUAUCAUGUUGAACUCGACACUCUCCUUCUUACUCGUCUUUCGUUUAAAUCGGGCCGCCGGUCGAUACUGGUUGGCUCGGGAGCUGUGGGGGAACUUUGUCGCACGGGGUCGGACCGUAACUGCCGGCAUACUAGUACACAGCAAUCACGCACCGCAUCAUCGAGACGAGGCACUCCGGUGGACAUCAGCCCUUUGUCUGUGUGUAAUGGCACUGCUGCGAGGAACAAAGGUCCUGCCCGAACCACUCUUUCUCGGGAUCUUGAUCAAGGACGAAGUGCAAGCCGCUCAACGUAAUACCCAUCCUCCCUUGUUUGUGGCUGCACAGAUUCGUUAUCAUCUGCACGAAAUCUUUAAGAUUGAUGCCGACACACCGGUGGGAAUCGCCAAUGCCCUUUCCCAACAAAUGGAUUCUUUGGAAAUCCAGCUCAAUACCAUGUUGGAUUGUUGUGGAGGAAUGGAACGGAUACGGAGCACGCCCUUGCCAAUGGUGUACGUUUCUCAUUUGCGAACCUUUUUGAUGCUGGCACUGCUACUCUUUCCGUACGUAUGGGGACCAGCCUGGGGGUGGGGUACCAUUCCGGUCGUGGCGACGGCCGCCUUUUCUUUGCUCGGUAUAGAUGCAGCUGCUUCCGAAGUGGAAGCACCGUUCCAGCAACGUCGAGUAAACGCUUUGAAUAUGGAUGAGUACUGCAAGGGACUACUGUCCAAUAUUCAACAGCAAAUACAGCAUCAUGCAGAUAGAUUCAUAGCGAAAAAAGUAAGGUAG